Messenger RNA from Chironomus riparius, 213 nucleotides. Lineage: Eukaryota; Metazoa; Arthropoda; Insecta; Diptera; Chironomidae. The record is from the annotation of a GenBank genome assembly.
CAGCCAAUGACUGAUGAAGCAUUAAUAGAUUUAAUCGAUAUUGAUUGGCGCAACGAUAAACUUCCAAAUGAGGAUAUUUUGUUGCCAUUAGAUAAAUUGCCAGAUCCAGAAGAUUGUGAACAUCAAACAAUGAAAGAAGUUGAAGACAAGUGGUUGGACCUAGCAAUCAUGACUCGUCAUUCAGAUGAUACAUUAAAUAUUAGCAAUUCAUAA